Messenger RNA from Condylura cristata (star-nosed mole), 2204 nucleotides. It is a transcript of the gene SCP2, whose product is annotated as sterol carrier protein 2. Gene Ontology annotation, molecular function: acyltransferase activity, transferring groups other than amino-acyl groups. The transcript has 16 exons. The record is from RefSeq and is a predicted model, not a curated record. NCBI's taxonomy places the organism in Eukaryota, Metazoa, Chordata, Mammalia, Eulipotyphla, Talpidae. Bases 78 to 1718 code for a protein of 546 amino acids.
UCCAGCUCUACCCCGGGCCCUGGGUCCGUCAGCGCCAGUGUCCGCUGCGCCUGCCCCUGCUCAGUACGCUCUGAACCAUGUCUCUUGCCUCCUCACUGCAAUCCCUUCAGUCUCGGCGCCGGGCGUUCGUGGUGGGGGUUGGGAUGACCAAGUUCUUCAAGCCUGGAAGUGGGAAUUCAAGAGACUACCCUGACCUGGCAAAAGAAGCAGGCCAGAAGGCUUUAGCUGAUGCACAGAUCCCUUACUCGGCAGUGGAACAGGCGUGUAUUGGCUACGUUUAUGGUGACUCUACCUCUGGGCAGAGGGCUAUCUAUCACAGUUUGGGACUGACUGGAAUUCCUAUAAUUAACGUCAACAAUAAUUGUGCUACUGGUUCUACUGCUUUGUUUAUGGCUCGACAGCUGAUUCAGGGAGGUAUGGCAGAUUGUGUCUUGGCUCUUGGGUUUGAGAAGAUGGAGAAAGGAUCUAUUACAAUGAGUUUUUCAGAUAGGACCAAUCCAUUAGAUAAGCAUGCUGAGGUCCUGAGCAAUAACUGUGGAUUGUCUGCCCACCCUUUUGCUUCUCAGAUAUUUGGGAAUGCUGGAAGAGAACACAUGGAAAAAUACGGAACAAAAGUUGAACAUUUUGCAAAAAUUGGAUGGAAAAAUCAUAAACAUUCUGUUAAUAACCCGUAUUCCCAGUUCCAAAAGGAAUACAGUUUAGAUGAAGUGAUGAAAUCACGACAAGUUUUUGAUUUUUUGACUGUUUUACAGUGUUGCCCCACUUCAGAUGGUGCUGCAGCAGCGAUUUUGGCUAGUGAAGCAUUUGUACAGAAGUAUGACCUACAUGCCAAAGCUGUGGAAAUUUUGGCACAAGAGAUGGUGACUGAUUUUCCAAGUUCAUUUGAAGAAAACAGCCUUAUUAAAAUGGUUGGAUUUGAUAUGAGUAAAGAAGCUGCCAGGAAGUGCUAUAUGAAAUCUGGCCUAAAACCAGCUGAUAUUGAUGUAAUAGAACUUCAUGAUUGCUUUUCCACCAAUGAACUCAUUACUUAUGAAGCACUGGGACUCUGUCCAGAAGGACAAGGUGGAAAACUGGUUGACAGAGGAGACAAUACUUACGGAGGAAAGUGGGUCAUAAAUCCUAGUGGUGGAUUGAUUUCAAAGGGACACCCACUGGGAGCUACAGGUCUGGCUCAGUGUGCUGAACUCUGCUGGCAGCUGAGAGGGGAAGCCGGAAAAAGGCAGGUUCCUGGUGCAAAGAUUGCUCUUCAGCAUAAUUUAGGCCUUGGAGGAGCUGCAGUUGUCACGCUGUACAAGAUGGGUUUUCCUGAAGCCGCCAGAACUCGUCAAGUUGUGGCAGUUCCAACCAGCUCUGCAGUUGAUGGAUUUAAGGCAAAUCUUGUAUUUAAGGAGAUUGAGAAGAAGCUUGAAGAGGAAGGGGAACAGUUUGUGAAGAAAAUUGGUGGUAUUUUUGCCUUCAAAGUGAAAGAUGGCCCUGGGGGUAAAGAAGCCUCCUGGGUGGUGGAUGUGAAAAACGGCAAAGGAUCAGUGCUUCUUAACUCAGAUAAGAAGGCUGACUGCACAAUCACAAUGGCUGACUCGGACUUACUGGCUUUGAUGACUGGUAAAAUGAACCCUCAGUCGGCCUUUUUUCAAGGCAAAUUGAAAAUCACUGGCAACAUGGGUCUGGCUAUGAAGUUACAGAAUCUUCAGCUUCAGUCAGGCAAAGCUAAGCUGUGAAGAACUCCCUUUGCUUACUUUUGAAAAUCAAGAUGAGAUAUAUAGAUAUAGAGAUAUAUCCACAUAUUUUAUUGUCAUAACUUAGACUGAAAGCACACAUUGGCAAUAGCAUGAGGUUUGUUUUUAAAUGGGUGUGCCUGAUUCUGUUUUUCCUAAACUGGGUGAAUAGAGCCUGAUGGUAAACUACUGCUUAGCUGAAUUACAUACAAUUGUGCAUUACAAAGUUAAUAUGGUAAUUAUGGCUUGGGGUAAUAUUGAGUUUCAGAUAAAAUUGGGAACAGCAAAAUCCAAAAACUAUGUAAACAGAAGCUCUCAUUUUGCUUAUAAAGUAUGUUUAAGAAUUAUUCUGCUGAAGAUUGAGUUUAAGUUUUCCUUGGGAGAACUAGGGAAGAAACAGUAUACCAGUAACUGGCUAGGAAUUAGUGUUGUACACUUAAUGACCUAAAUCUAUUUUCCAUUAAUAGUUUUAAAAGUUCUGUACUGGAA